AUGAUGCUGUCCUCUUCCAGCCCCGAGGCUGCCACCAGAUUCCUCAGCUUCGUCAAUGCAUCGCCCACUCCUUUCCAUGCCGUCCACAACGCCGCUCUCCGUCUUGAGAAGGCUGGCUUUCGCAAGAUAAGAGAGAAAGACGAGUGGGAGAAGGACUUGGAGGCUGGAGGAAAGUACUACUUUACGAGGAAUCAGUCUUCGCUGCUGGCUUUCACCCUGCCGCAGAAGUGGAAGCACGGGGAAGGAGUAUCUAUAGUUGCUACUCAUGUGGACAGCCCGAACCUCCGAGUACGCCCGAUUUCCAAGCGCACGAAGGAGGGUUAUCUGCAGGUCGGGAUAGAAACCUACGGCGGGGGUAUAUGGCACUCUUGGCUGGACCGUGACCUCUCGCUUGCUGGACGGAUUAUCAUCGCAGACAAGAACGGGGGAUUCGCGUCUAAGCUGAUCCGUGUGGACCGACCUAUCCUGCGGAUGCCGACCCUCGCUAUCCACCUGGAUAGGAACGUCAACGACAGCUUCAAGUUCAACCAGGAGACUGAAUUCGUUCCGAUAUUGGGAUUGAUCGCCUCUCAGCUGAACUCCGCCAAGGAAACGGAGCCUAAGGAGGUCGGGGCUACAGCUUCGGACAUCAGCAAGAAUCACCAUCCAGCGCUACUAUCCCUUCUGGCGGAUGAGCUCUCCAUUGCCCCGGAGGACAUUCGUGACUUUGAACUUCAUUUGUAUGAUACCCAACCUUCCGUGCUCGGAGGCAUCAACAAUGAGUUCAUCUUCAGUCCCCGCAUGGAUAAUCUGGUCUCAUCAUUCUGCGCGGUGGAAGCACUCGCAGAUAUCGCAUCCUCUCAGUCCUUCCCCACGCUGGCGGGCAACGUGAACUGCAUCGCCCUCUUUAACCACGAAGAAAUCGGGAGCGUCUCCACAACUGGCGCCGAAUCCUCCCUAAUCCCGUCCCUCCUCCAUCGCCUCUCCCCCACACCCGCCCUCCUCGCGCAGUCCGUCUCGCGCUCGUUCCUCAUCUCCGCGGAUAUGGGCCACGCCGUGCACCCGAACUACAGAUCCAAGCACGAGGACAACCACACCCCGCAGAUGAACGCCGGCAUCGUGAUCAAGACGAACGCGAAGCAGCGGUAUGCGAGUGACGCCAUUGGGUCGUUCAUCGUGAAGAAGCUGGUGGAGAGGAAGGCAGGGAAGGUGCAAGAGUACGAAAUCCGGAAUGAUAUGCCAUGCGGGUCUACGGUUGGGCCUUUCUUGUCCAAGAUCGGUGUCCGCACGGUAGACGUUGGCAACGCGAUGCUUUCGAUGCACUCGAUACGCGAGACGGCGGGCUCACAUGAUGUACAGAAUGCCAUCGACCUGUUCUCUUCGUUCUUCGAAGGAUUUGCAGAAUUGGACAAGCAACUAACGGUAGACUAA
Molecule: messenger RNA, 1410 nt
Organism: Gloeophyllum trabeum ATCC 11539
Lineage: Eukaryota; Fungi; Basidiomycota; Agaricomycetes; Gloeophyllales; Gloeophyllaceae
Product: peptidase M18, aminopeptidase I
Exons: 8
Coding region: 1-1410 (469 amino acids)
Biological process (GO): proteolysis
Cellular component (GO): fungal-type vacuole
Molecular function (GO): zinc ion binding; aminopeptidase activity
Source: RefSeq, a predicted model, not a curated record